GUCGUUUAAGAGGGUAUGUAUGUUCCUUAUGUUCGAGGUGAUAGUGACUAUUCCCACUGCUAUCAUGAUCUACUGGCUGUUAUCUCUUCAUACUGACAACUUCACUGGAGAUAACAUGCUAGUGUACCUACACGGAAUAGUGAUGAUGUUCGCGUUCACGUACCUGCUCGCGCAGGGUAUCGCGCUAGUGCGCGUGUGUCCCAGUUCCCGGCACUGUGCCAGAAUAACCCACUCCAUCUUCAACACUUUGUCUUUACUGUUUGGUAUUGCGGGACUUAUCCUUAUUAUCAGCUACAAGUCUGAGAAUAACAAAACACAUCUCUACUCACUGCACAGUUGGUGUGGAAUUCUUCUGCUCUUAAUUCUAGUGAUACAGUUUAUGGGGGGUUGUAUUGUGCUACAGUCAUGUUGUAAAGGUGCGUCGCUGAAGUCGAGACUGAACUACGUUCCAAACCAUGUUGCUAUGGGAACAGCAGUGUUGCUGUUAGCAGCAGUUUGUGUUAUUAGUGGAGUUGUUAACCUCAAGGAGUAUAUAGGGGUAGCUCGGCAGGAAGAUAAGAGCCUAGAUUUCGAGAACUCCCUGCUGAACCUCAUGGCAGGCUCUGCUCUCCUCGUGUUUGUGAUUAUAUUGUGUAUAGCUGUGUCUCGGAGAUCCCGUAAAAGUGGGCUCGGUUCUGAGGAGUCAAUGGGAGCAGGUAAGCUUAACUUUAGAGACGGCUCCUCCUCGGCAGCGCCUCACCCCAGAUCAGACAAGUACAGGAUUGAGUCCAGUGUCAAGUCUAAAAACAUCAGUGAAGAUACUGCUUACAGUGAUUUCAGUUCGGGGCCGGGUUCUGCACACCCGCACAGCGAGAGAUCUUUCUCCAGACCACGUGACUCAGAAUUCAGACCACGUGACUCAGAAUCCAGACCACGUGACUCAGAAUCCAGACCACGUGACUCAGAAUCCAGACCACGUGACUCAGAAUCCAGACCACGUGACCCAGAAUCCAGACCACGUGACUUAGUGGACCAGGCUGCCAUGUCACAGAGGAGAGACGUUGAACCUCCGCAACCUAGGAGAGGAUCCGCCAACUUACCUCGCAGAGAUAGUGGUCACAGAGACGGUGGACCCCACUCUCCUAGAGGACCCCACUCUCCUAUAGGACCCCACUCUUCUCCAGCUCCUCGGCUAUCAGACGUAGAUGGAGAGCCCACUUCUCCUGGCAGAACGAGUCUCAGAUCACAGAGGUCUCAAAGAGACACUUAUAGAAACCACGAACCACCCACGUCACCAACAGUCAGGAGUCCCGAUCCGAGGGACAUGUCUCGUCGACCUUCAUUUCCUCCCGUCACUCCCGGACAUUACCCCCAACGUCACCCCAGCUCUGGUCACCAACCCCGUCCUCCUGCUCCAGACUACCCUAGAUCCGAUCCUUCUUAUCAGUUACCUUAUCACGAGCCACCACUCGACCAGUCACGUGAUAUCACGGCACGUGGUCACCAGGGAAACACACUCGACCAGUCACGUGAUAUCACGGCACGUGGUCACCAGGGAAACACACUCGACCAGUCACGUGAUAUCACGGCACGUGGUCACCAGGGAAACACACUAUCCUCGCCUGAUAUUCCGCCCCUUUUCGAGAACAAUGUGUCUCAUCUCCGGUCCUCCAGAAGGGGGGUGCCACCUCCUCUUGACAUGUCGCCCCCCGUCCAGUUCGCUCCUGUUAACGUUGUCAAUCCCUUCCCUUCUCGAUAUGGUGGACAGGCACCCCAGAACGAGGACCUGAAACAGUCACCAAUGUACAGUCCUGACCACACUCCAUCAGAUAGAUACAAUCCUAGCUACCCUGACCAGCCCUCCAACCCGCUGAUCCAACCCGCUUAUAACCAUGACAACCCGCAAAUCCAACCCGCUUAUAUCCACGAAAACCCGCAAUCUCCGCCCUACAGCCCGCAACAGCAGACCACCACAUUCAACGCCAGACCCCCCGGAAGACACCAGGUUGCCAGGCAACACAGGCACCAAGUUAGGCGAGCUAAAGUCGAGAAGGCUAACCUAGAGUUAAAACGACCGGUAACACCUCCUGCUAGUUCUUACACGGAAUCUCUGGCUCCUGCUCGAGUCAGUACCAGCCCUCUCCAGAUAUCCUCUCCUGAGUCUAUACCGGACGUUGAUAGUUCUGUUCUGAGUGAAGAUGUAGAUGGUCCAGCUCCAAGGCGAGGUAGGACUAGUUAUCGUAAUGCAGUGAGAGAUGAUGAUCCCCCUCCCCUCGUACCUCCUCCUCCGCAACAGUUCGAGAUGAUAAGAGGUGGUUCUAAGGACGAUGAUCAGGGCAUUUGUUGGUUAUAGUUUUAGAUUUUGAUCAUCGUGAAACCCUCAUGUAGUUAGUAGCAAUGUCUCAUUAAACAUGCCGGUAGAUGUUUACAAUUUCGGAGGCAUUUGCUUAUUUUUUAUUAUGAACUUUCAUCAAAUAUUUGUAUAUUGAUGCGUUAGUAAGUUGUAUACAUAGUUACAGAAAGGUGCGUUUUAGGACUGAUACAUAAUCAUUAUUACUCAAUUAGUGAAAUAAUUUCACUUUAGACAUUAGUGAAAUCAGUCGCACAAGAAAUCGAGAGAUAAAUUUGAGAAUUAUUAUCAUUCGGAUAUAAAGAUAAACACGUUUAAAAUGCACAAUAUAACAUAGAAUUUUUAUUUUAUUCCAAAUUCUAUGUCAGAUAAAUACGCUUUAUUAUAUAUUGAGAUAUCGGGAAAGUGAAUUACAAAUAUUGUGGACAAUGAUGUAUAUUAUUGUUGGCAAUGUUUGGUCCAACUAAUAAACGAUGAUAUUUAUUACCUCAAGGUUAAAUUCGUAUUUUUCGCAUAUUCCGUUCGUUGUGAAAUAACAACCACAUUAUACAUUUGCUUGUAGU
Messenger RNA from Bolinopsis microptera, 2892 nucleotides. RefSeq lists its product as uncharacterized. The coding region runs from base 20 to 2332 and encodes 770 amino acids. The record is from RefSeq and is a predicted model, not a curated record. Gene Ontology annotation, molecular function: oxidoreductase activity. NCBI's taxonomy places the organism in Eukaryota, Metazoa, Ctenophora, Tentaculata, Lobata, Bolinopsidae. The transcript is spliced from 12 exons.